AUGGUGGAGCAGGGAGGCGGCGAUGGCGCCAUGAGCUUCCUCAAGCGUUUCCCUCCGCCGGCCGACGGCGUCCGCCACCAGCAGCCGGACACGGAGGCGCUGCUGGCGGGGCGCAGCCUGGGCACCGGCACCCUGUACAUCGCCGAGAGUCGCCUGUCUUGGCUGGAAAACUCUGGAGUUGGCUUCUCCUUGGAUUACCCCACCAUAAGUUUACAUGCCGUCUCCAGGGACCUGAGUGCCUACCCAAGGGAGCACUUGUACAUUAUGGUGAACGCCAAGUUCGAAGAGGAGACAAAAGAGGCUCCCAUGACUGAAGGGGGGGAGGAGGAUGACAGCGAUGAUGAUGUUGAACCAAUUGCGGAAUUCAGAUUCGUACCUAGCGACAAAUCAGCCUUGGAAGCCAUGUUCUCAGCGAUGUGUGAGUGCCAGGCCCUGCACCCAGACCCGGAGGAUGAGGACUCAGACAACGACUACGAAGGGGACGAGUACGAUGUUGAAGCCCGUGAGCUAGAACAAGGUGACAUCCCGAGCUUUUACACAUAUGAAGAGGGAUUGUCACAUUUAACUGCAGAAGGCCAGGCCACGCUGGAGAGGUUAGAAGGCAUGUUAGCCCAGUCUGUCAGUACCCAGUACAACAUGGCUGGAGUGAGAACAGAGGACUCUAUAAGGGAGUUUGAAGAUGGGAUGGAGGUGGAUGUAGCACCAGUAGUUGCAGGGCAGUUUGAAGACGCCGAAGUUGAUCACUGAGGAGGACAGAUUCCUCUUGUGGCACUUCCAGAUUAAGCUGUAAAACCGAAGGCAUUGCAGUGACUAUCGGG
Cinclus cinclus is the source of this 818-nucleotide messenger RNA. RefSeq names its product chloride nucleotide-sensitive channel 1A (gene CLNS1A). Gene Ontology annotation, biological process: chloride transport; cell volume homeostasis; spliceosomal snRNP assembly. The transcript has 7 exons. Bases 1 to 747 code for a protein of 248 amino acids. Gene Ontology annotation, cellular component: pICln-Sm protein complex; spliceosomal complex; methylosome. Lineage: Eukaryota; Metazoa; Chordata; Aves; Passeriformes; Cinclidae. The record is from RefSeq and is a predicted model, not a curated record.